This is a messenger RNA of Tachysurus vachellii, 3481 nucleotides long. It is a transcript of the gene rhoj, whose product is annotated as ras homolog family member J. Gene Ontology annotation, molecular function: GTPase activity; GTP binding. Gene Ontology annotation, biological process: small GTPase-mediated signal transduction. The coding region runs from base 548 to 1222 and encodes 224 amino acids. The record is from RefSeq and is a predicted model, not a curated record. NCBI's taxonomy places the organism in Eukaryota, Metazoa, Chordata, Actinopteri, Siluriformes, Bagridae. The transcript has 5 exons.
AGUUUGAUUGGACUGUUUGCCUUGCAGUUGGUAAAUUUUUGUUAGUUUUAUGGAACUGCGGGAUCCGGAUUAUGUCCCCUCCUUCUGUUUGUCGCUGCUGGAUUUCUGCUAGUCUCCCUUGUUAAGUGGAUUUGGACAGAGCCCCUAUUGUUCCCAGCCCACUCCUACCUAAUAUGGCAUUCUCGUGGAAAGCCCCAGUUUCCUGAAACGAGCGACAAGAAGCCGGCGAAUGGCGAAGGCAGAUCUGAGAGUGAGAGACAAAAUGUGAAAGACGUUUCAGUGUAGUACACGGAGACUGUACAAUGACGGGAUGAAAGCUGGCGGAUUGUUUGGAUAUUCAGGCGAAUCUGCGGCUGAAGGCUCCUGUUUGUUCUGGAAGCGCGGGGGACAACAGUGCGGCUCACCGACCUGACGGAUCAUCCUGAGGGUUUGGACUGGUUUAAACUAAGGCCCUCAGCGUCUUGUUACAAACCACAGAAGGACAAGGAUUAAAGUAUUCCGUGUGUUAUAAGGGAAUAGAGAGGGAGAAAGUCAGCAUUAGACUAUCAUGCCUGCUCGUAGUUCAAGAAGUAAGCAGCGUGCCGGCGCUGAGGACGGAGCGGAGAGCGCGGAGCCCUUCACCAUUUCUGUUAAAAAGAUGCUGAAAUGUGUGGUGGUCGGUGACGGAGCUGUUGGCAAAACCUGCUUACUCAUGAGCUACGCCAAUGACGCUUUCCCUGAGGAAUAUGUACCCACUGUGUUCGACCAUUACGCAGUAAAUGUUACCGUAUCUGGCAGACAGCACUUGUUGGGGUUGUACGACACAGCUGGGCAGGAAGACUACAACCAGCUGCGGCCCCUUUCCUACCCCAACACUGACGUGUUCCUCAUCUGCUUCUCUGUUGUGAACCCUGCCUCUUUUUACAACGUGCAGGAAGAGUGGGUUCCUGAGCUCAAGUCAUGCAUGCCUCAUGUGCCAUACAUCCUCAUAGGCACACAGAUUGACUUGCGAGAUGAUCCAAAGACACUGGCCCGUUUGCUCCAAAUGAAGGAGAAACCCCUGACAUACGAGCAAGGCCUCAAGCUGGCCAGAGAUAUCGGUGCACAGUGCUACCUCGAGUGUUCAGCGCUGACCCAGAAGGGACUAAAGACAGUGUUUGACGAGGCCAUCCUGACAAUCUUCAGCCCCAAGAAGAAGAAGAGGUGCUGUAUAUCAUGCAGGAGCUGCUGUACUAUUGCAUGAUUGCAGCACCUUAGGUAUACCGCCUAGUGAACAUCAGCAAACAUCACAGAAUUGGUCUAUUUAAGGCAGGAAAAAGACAUGGCACAAGUUCCUUCAGUACCGGAAGGGGGAAAUGAGACACAGCUGAGUCUUCCAGCACCUCCAAAUCAAUGUGUAUUUUGCAUCAACACUUCUGUCAUGCAAAUGAGAACAAAUCACACUUCAUCCAAUUUAUUUUCUACAUAAUAAUUAUUAUUAAAUAAUACUUCAGAUUCAAGGCUUUUCAGUUGUUUUCUCACAUUUUCUGUAAAGUGACUCGUACAGAGACGUUGAAACACGUCACGCUUCACUGAAUUGGAGUGGAUCUAAAUGAACACAAUGUGUAUAUCAGCCUACUCUGCUUACAUUUAACUGUGAUCAAGGAGUUUCCCUUUGGGAUUUGGAAACUCAAAUCUAUGUAGAUGCCUAGUUUGCUCCUUCUUUAAGCUCAAUACAAGUGCCUCGAUCAACUUCCAGUCAUUCUAUUCGUGUUCAUGCCAAAGACGGAUUGCUUUCUCAUCUUAAGCUUUAGACAGGGACACAUUUCUCGAAAUUGCCCCAGUGUGACUUUCUCAAUUACCAGUCCACAACAUCUUGUUUUCCAGCUAUGGGUUAUUUUAAGUUUCUUACAUUAUAGGCUUUUCAAAGUGAAAGAAAUGUUGAAAAUCCAUUCCUCUGUACAUGGUGAUUUUUUUUUUUUUUUUUUGCCUCAGAUCAAUAACAUGCUCUUUUCUACAGCCAUAUCCUGAGAUAGUUAAUAAGGGAAACCCUCAGGAGGCUGGCCAAAUCAUCAAUAAAGAGAGCAGAUACAGAAAGAGAAUGGUAGAAAUGAGAGGAAACAACAGGAUUUAACACAAACCCAGUGGUGCUACAGUACACAGAAGAUUGCUCUUCCUCUAUAAAAGAAAAUUACGCAGGCUAAAUGUCUCUCUCUUUGUUUCUAUGAGAUGAUCUUUUCAGAUGAUCUUGAGAAACUAACCAGGAUUUCAGUUGCAGAAGUGCCGCCAGCUACAGCAACAUCUGCAGUUUAACCACAGUAUUUUAUUUAUAGCUAUUGUGUAGCAGUGCAGGAGCCACCUGAUUUUACUGAUAUUACUGAAUUCUCCCCAUUUUCUUCCUCAUUCCAUCCCAUGGAGGACAUUUUGGCUUCCCCACACACACACCCACACACCAUGGCCAAUUUAUUUGUUCUCUUGGCUCCUGUCUACAGAUGGUUGAGACAUCAUCAGGAUUUGAACUCACCUUUUGACCUGAGAAGAAAACACUCCUGCUUAUGUAGUGAACACUCAGAUUUUUGCCCUGCUGUUUUCCUGGAACACCUCCUUAAUGAAAAUUAGCUGUCUCAUCCACCUACGUGGCUUUUUUUUUUUUUUUUGAUCAAAUUCAAUUGCUUCUUUCUGUCUGCUUGGAUUUUCUUGUUGGCACUUCUGCAACAGUGGUGCUAUGAAAAUCCUCAGGCCAUGAAACAGAUGCUCUUAGGAUCUGCAUUUUACAACUGUACAUGUCAUUACAACAAAGAACUUAAGACUUUAUCAGAAGUCCAGCCUCUGUGGUAAUCUUCAACAGCAAUCAUACACUGUUUUACUGCUCCAAUUCUGCCAAAUCGACCUCCUCAUUCCAGCCUAUUUAAGAAAGCCAGAAACACAUGAAGCUUAGUCGUCAUCCCUCAUCUUUUUCCAAAGGUCUUUUGGAGCAGCCAGGGGUCUAUAAAUCAUGUUGAAUCACUGAUCUGCCUUGGAAUAGCGCAGAAGUUCAGAAACGUUCUCGUAUUCAUUUAGAGACUUCCAGUAUCUGAAAUAACACCAACACACACACAUCUGGUCUCAAUGCUGUUUAAAUGCACUCCUUCCUUGGCACUAAAUUCAUUUGCCUUGGUGUAUACUGGUUGCCUUUGCGAGGCACCUCAGGGACGCAAGCCACCUCCUCAAUGAGCCUGAAUCCACGUGCCUUCCAUGUAGCAGAGUUAAGUUACUUUUUUUUUUCUUUCUCCAAACACUGUGCCUUACACCAUUCUAUGCACCAUACUGUGUACUGUAAUCAUUAACUAUAACUUGACCUGUGUAUCAUUUUUUUUUUUUGGUAUAUGUAUUAUUUACAUUAUCAUACAGUUUUAUUUACUACAUCAGUAUAUGUCUAAUAAACCAAUAACUUGGUGUAUAACUGCUUUUCAUUAAAAUAAAAAAAAAAGAUGUAUUUAUAGUUUGUACAUAUCAGGUGUGAUUAAAAGGUGAGAACAAAGAA